Molecule: messenger RNA, 1521 nt
Organism: Zymoseptoria tritici IPO323
Lineage: Eukaryota; Fungi; Ascomycota; Dothideomycetes; Mycosphaerellales; Mycosphaerellaceae
Exons: 4
Coding region: 1-1521 (506 amino acids)
Cellular component (GO): cytosol
Molecular function (GO): pyridoxal phosphate binding; transaminase activity
Source: RefSeq, a predicted model, not a curated record
AUGGCUCCUUCCUCGACAAUACUUGUCAACAACAGCAACAGUCUCGAAAUCUUCGACCAGACUCCUCAAGCACAGAGCUUCAACCCUUCCAAGACCAGCGAAUCUCGGGUUUUCCACCGGUGCCUCCAUUCAGACCCACUGCACGUUGUUGGAGCGAAAGGCCACUACCUGACACUCAGCAAUGGGCAGGAAAUCUUCGAUGCCAGUGGCGGAGCUGCUGUCGCAUGCUUAGGGCAUGGAGACGUUCGCAUUCAGGAUGCCCUGAUGGAGCAGAUGAACCAAGUGUCGUACUGUCACUCGUUGUUCUAUGCAACUCACGCCGCCGAGGACCUUGCAAAGCUCCUCAUCGACAGCACUGAUGGCGAGAUGGCUCGAGCGUUCUUGAUCAGCAGCGGCAGCGAAGCAAUGGAAGCAGCGCUCAAGCUAGCAAGACAGUACCACCUUGAGAAAGCCUCGCCAGAACCUUCUCGCGUACAUUUCAUCUCACGACAUCAAAGCUAUCAUGGUACAACCCUCGGUGCUCUCGCUGCAGGAGGUCAUGUUGCCCGCCGAGCGAUUUUCGAACCCAUCUUGAGCAUCAACACCAGCCGAGUCAGUCCAUGCUACGCUUAUCGAGCUGUGCACGACCUGACGGAAGCCAACGAGACCAUGUAUAUCCGCAAGCUGGAAGCUGAGCUUGACUUGGAGUUCAAGCGGGUCGGAUCGGAGAAUGUUGCGGCAUUCAUCGCUGAGCCAGUGGUUGGUGCUGCGCUGGGUUGUGUACCGCCGUCUCCUGGGUACUUCAAAGCCGUUCGCAAAGUAUGCGACAAGCAUGGUGCGCUGCUCAUUUUUGACGAAGUCAUGUCAGGCACUGGACGAGUGGGACCGGAAUCGUCGGAGAAAUAUCGCAAACCUCUUCAUGCGUGGCAAGAUCCUCUCAUUGGGGUGGUGCCAGACAUCAUGACCAUGGGCAAAGGUCUCGGUGGAGGUUACAUGCCGAUCGCAGCGAUGCUCGCCAACAGGCGUGUCGUCAAUGCUCUCUGCAACGGUACCGGCGCUUUUAGUCACGGCCAAACCUACCAAGGCCAUCCACUUGCCUGCCGCGCAGCAUUGCAAGUCCAACGCAUCAUCCGCGACAGCGACUUGGUGGCCAAUGUCCGUGAGCAAGGGGCUGUCAUGAGUCGACUUCUACACAAGAGACUUGACGACCACCCUUUCGUGGGCAACAUCCGCGGCCGAGGCCUGUUCUGGGGCAUCGAAUUUGUCAAGUCAAAGGAUACCAAAGAGCCAUUUGCGCAGUCAGUUGGCAUCGCUAUGGGUAUUCAUGAGCUUGGCAUGCAACGCCCUUACAACAUCAGCCUCUACCCAGGUACUGGCUGCGCAGACGGCAAGAGUGGUGAUCACAUCAUCCUCGCACCUGCGUACAAUAUCACGGCGGAUGAGAUAAGCCAGGUUGUGGACACGACGGUGACUGUCAUUGAGCGGUUUUUCUCUGAAAUGGAGGUCGAGCGGGACGCGGAUGACAGCAACGGACACAAAUAG